AUGAAAAACAAUACUAAUAUGAAAUUCACUUUGGCUUUGGUUUGUGCCCUUUUGGGUGUUGCUGCUGCUGAUGUUUCGCAUUUGAGUGGUGCCUACGAUUAUCCCAAACAGGAUUCUGGUUAUAACUAUAAUGGUCCUGUCCAACAAGGUGGUUAUCAUUAUGAGGCUCCAGUUCAACCUCAACAAACUUACUUGCCUCCUGCCCAACCCCAACAAACCUACUUGCCUCCUGCUCAGCCACAGCAGACAUACUUGCCACCUGCCCAGCCCCAACAAACCUACUUGCCUCCUGCUGAGCCGCAACAAACUUAUUUGCCUCCUUCUCAACCUCAACAAACCUACUUGCCCCCCGCUCAACCUCAACAAACCUACUUGCCUCCUGCUGAACCCCAACAGACCUACUUGCCCCCUGCUCAACCCCAACAAACCUACUUGCCCCCUGCUGAAGGUCUUGCUCAAGAUGGUUAUCAUUAUCGCACUGUCAAACGUUAUCGUUUCAGAUCUCAUUAA
Messenger RNA from Musca vetustissima, 510 nucleotides. RefSeq lists its product as uncharacterized. The transcript is spliced from 3 exons. Bases 1 to 510 code for a protein of 169 amino acids. Lineage: Eukaryota; Metazoa; Arthropoda; Insecta; Diptera; Muscidae. The record is from RefSeq and is a predicted model, not a curated record.